Nelumbo nucifera (sacred lotus) is the source of this 3336-nucleotide messenger RNA. RefSeq lists its product as uncharacterized. The record is from RefSeq and is a predicted model, not a curated record. Gene Ontology annotation, molecular function: ATP binding; protein kinase activity; protein binding. Gene Ontology annotation, biological process: protein phosphorylation. Lineage: Eukaryota; Viridiplantae; Streptophyta; Magnoliopsida; Proteales; Nelumbonaceae.
CCCAAAUUCCCAAUCGACCAGAUGCAAUGAUUUGCCUCUUAGAUAUGCAUUCCAUGGUAUGUUUAUCAUUCCAAUUGAAUGCUCUUCUUCUAUGGUCUGCAUGGAUCAGCUCACUGCUUUCUGGGUCUUUCAUCAUCAACACUGCUGCUGUCACCACCAACACCCCAUUGGGUGGAAGUGAAACAGAUCAUCUGGCACUGCAAGCCUUCAAGGCUAAGAUAACUCAAGAUCCUUUUGGGGUCAUGGCCUCAUGGAAUGAUUCUCUCCAUUUCUGCUUCUGGGAAGGUGUUUCAUGCAUCAAUCCCCAGCAUUCACCAAGGGUUGUAACCUUGGAUUUACAAUCAAGUGGCUUGGUGGGGUCAAUUGCACCAGAAAUAGGAAACCUCAGUUUCAUCAGGCAAAUUUGGCUUCGAAACAAUAGCUUCCACGGCGAAAUCCCUCAACAAAUCGGUCGUUUGUUUAGGAUACAAGUUUUGGUGCUCAGCAGUAAUUCACUAGAGGGACAAAUCCCAGGCAAUUUGUCUCGUUGCUCCAACCUCAAAAUUCUCAGUUUAAGUUGGAACAAUCUUACAGGUAAGAUACCAACUGAACUUGGCACUUUACUGAAGCUUGAAGUUCUUAGAGUUCAAAACAACAAUCUCAUGGGAGAGAUCCCACCUUCUUUGGGCAAUCUUUCAUCCCUUGUCAACCUCACUGCUCAAUAUAAUAGUUUGGAGGGAGGUAUCCCAGGUACCAUAGGCCGUUUACAGAGAUUACAAAUGCUUUUGCUGGGUGAAAACAGACUCAGUGGCAUGGUUCCUCCCUCUUUGUUUAAUCUUUCUUCCCUCAUUAAUUUUUAUGUUGAAGGUAACCGAUUGAAGGGUAAUCUUCCACAUAACAUAGGCCUUACUCUUCCUAAUAUCCAUGAAAUUACUCUUGGAGAAAACCAGUUUACUGGGACCAUUCCAGUUUCAUUAUCCAAUGCUUCUAAACUCGAAUGGUUGCAAUUGAGAAAUAACAGUUUUAUUGGGAGGGUGUCUAUUGAUUUUCGAGGCUUACACCGGCUUAGAGUGUUAACUUUGGGUUUGAAUUAUCUGGGAAGUGGAGAAAUGGAUGACUUAAGUUUUAUCAACACCAUGACCAACUGUAGUAUUUUAGAGGGAAUUGGCCUGGAAAUGAAUCAAUUUGGGGGGUUCUUGCCCAGUUCUCUAGGAAACCUCUCAACCCAAUUCAGUGAAUUAACUCUAGGAUCAAAUCAGAUUUCUGGAAGCUUCCCAUCAGGGAUUGAAAACUACGUAAACUUAGUUACGCUUGGAUUAGAGCAAAACAUUUUCACAGGUGAACUUCCUUCUUCCAUUGGAAAGCUCCAACAGUUAAGCACCCUUUCACUUGGUGGGAACAUGUUUUCUGGACAGUUGCCAUCAUCAUUGGGAAACUUAACACGGCUGUCUAUACUUGGUUUAGAAAUGAACAACUUCAGUGGUAGCAUACCUCCAUUGCUGGGAAAAUGCCAUUAUCUGCUAAGCUUGGGGCUUUCUCAAAAUACUCUUACUGGGUCCAUUCCUCGAGAACUUUUUGAUCUUUCCUCCAGUUUAAUUACGCUAGAUCUAUCUCAAAAUCGUUUGGUAGGUUCUCUACCUUCAGAAAUUGGCAAAUUAACAUCUCUUGGAGUGCUAGAUGUUUCUGAGAACAGGUUGUCUGGUGAAAUUCCCAAUACUCUGAGUAGUUGCACAAGCUUAGAGAACAUGUUAAUGCAGGGUAACCACUUUUCUGGAUCCAUUCCUACGUCCUUGAAUUCAUUAAGAGGUCUUGAAUACUUGGAUCUUUCACGCAACAACCUAUCUGGUCCAAUUCCAAAAUAUUUGCAGGAACUUCGCUUCUUACUGAAUUUAAAUCUUUCUUUCAACAAUCUUGAGGGUGAGGUACCAACAAAUGGAGUAUUUGGAAAUGCAAGCGCAAUUUCAAUUGUUGGAAAUAAUAAGCUUUGUGGAGGAGUUUCUUCCUUAAAAUUACCAGCAUGUUCCAUCCAGACAUCAGAGAGAAAAGGAACAACUCAUCAUUCUUUCAAGCUAGUGCUUUGCAUUACAAUAGUUGGUGUAACACUAUGCCUCAUUUCGAUCUCAAUUCUUCUUAUCCUUUUCCUGAAAAAAAGGCAAAAAAAGGAGCAUUCUUCUGAAUCUUCAGUAGGGAAUCAUCAUUUAAUGAUCUCCUAUGAAGAACUUCUGAAAGCAACUGGAGGAUUCAAUUCCAGUAAUUUGAUUGGUGUGGGUAGCUUUGGCUCUGUGUACAAAGGAACUCUGGAACAAUGUCAAACAAUUGUUGCAGUCAAGGUAAUAAACCUUCAACAACGAGGAGCUUCCAAAAGUUUCUUAGCAGAGUGUGAAGCAUGGAGAAACAUUCGACAUCGAAAUCUUGUGAAGAUCAUAACAUCCUGCUCAAGCGCUGAUUUUAAAGGCAAUGAUUUCAAAGCUGUAGUUUACGAAUUCAUGUCCAAUGGGAACUUAGACAAAUGGUUGCAUCAAGAAGAAAUAAACCAUGACCAAGUUGAACCAAGGAGGCAUUUGAACAUUCUUCAAAGAUUAAAUAUUGCCAUUGAUGUUGCAUCUGCACUGGAUUAUCUUCAUCACCAUUGUCAAGUGGCAGUCAUUCAUUGUGAUCUAAAGCCAAGCAACAUUCUUCUAGAUGACAAUUUGACCGCACAUGUAGGUGACUUUGGUCUAUCUAGAUUCCUUUUGGAAAUGAGUAAAAGAUCAUCUCUGAGUCAAAGUAGCUCUGUUGGAAUAAAAGGAUCUAUUGGAUAUGCUGCUCCAGAGUAUGGUGUGGGUGCUGCUGUGUCAACCCAUGCAGACAUGUACAGCUAUGGUAUUCUCCUUCUGGAGAUGUUCACAGGGAAGAGACCCACCAAUGAAAUGUUUAAAGAUGGCUUAGAUCUUCAUAACAUAGCAAAGAUGGCUUCGCCUGAUAAAGUGUGGGAAAUACUCGAUCCAUCAUUACUUUUCUCUCAAGGGAAAGACGGGGAAGAGGAAACAGAAGUAACAAAUGCAACAGAACAGUGCCUCAUUUCAGUAGUUAAAGUUGGGGUGUCAUGCUCCAUGCCAUCACCAAGGGAACGAAUGGAUGCACGAGAAGCAGUCAAAGAAUUACAGUUAAUCAGGGAGAUUUAUCUUGGACUUCGCACCCAUGGCACAAAUGAGAUGCAGUGAAGAGUUGCCCCAUUGCUAGCUCUAAUGUCAUGCUGUAGUUAAUUUAUGUUAAGUUACUUCUACCUUUUGUUGGGUGGGUCUUCCUACUGUACUGUGGUGUCUUGUUUUUUUCUUAAGCCCUUACUGUGGUGUUUAAAGUAUCAAAAUUUGGCCA